AUGCCACGUCGUUUCUUCCUUCCACCAUCACCAUCACCAUCCACCCCACCAUUUCAAGCCACGACGACCGCCCGCGACAUCGACGUCGACCACGACCACGACGACGACCUCACUGACGACGACGACCACGCUGACGGUGCACGACGACACGCAACGUCGUCAACAACGACCCCGCCAUUGCAAGAGCCACACGACGUGGCAACGCCACGUCACACGGAUGGGAGGCGACGACGACGACGCGGAACGUCAAUGGACGUUCCGCCUCGACUGCAGCCCAGGUGCCACGUCACGACACGACACCGAACGCCCACGACACGACAACCAAACGAGCCGCAACCGCACGCAAACGAAAACGGACGCCCAGCAGACGAAGACGACGACACGACCCCACUGCCCGCCCACGACAACGACUGCCCACGAGCGCCCACGACACGACAAUGA
Laccaria bicolor S238N-H82 is the source of this 441-nucleotide messenger RNA. RefSeq lists its product as uncharacterized. Bases 1 to 441 code for a protein of 146 amino acids. The record is from RefSeq and is a predicted model, not a curated record. The transcript has 3 exons. NCBI's taxonomy places the organism in Eukaryota, Fungi, Basidiomycota, Agaricomycetes, Agaricales, Hydnangiaceae.